GAAUUCAAUAUGAGAACGAUGGCAUCGCACCAUUCAUCUGGCAGAUGGGAAGAGUUGCGCAAAGAAGCUAGUCAAGUGGAGAACGAGCUUUACAUCAAACUUGUCUCAUUCAGUAAGUUGGGAGCCAGUUACAGUCACCACGAGUCUCUCACAGCGGGUAGAUCCGACGGAUCCGGGAGCUCACAGGCUAGUGCAGAGUCAUCAGGACGCAUGUUUGAAACAAUGUCUUUGGAAAUCGAGCAGCUGAUGAACAAGUUGACAGAGGUCAACGACACAAUGCAAGAGCAUGUAAACCAGAUGACAGAGACGGCACCCACGCCAACAAUGCUGCACAUGCUUCAAAGACACAGAGACAUCCUUCGAAACUAUUCACAAGAGUUUAGUAAAACAAAGACAAACAUCAAGGCUCAUCAAGACAGAGAAGACCUUUUGGGUUCUGUUCGACGAGACAUCAGUGAAUAUAAGGCGUCUGCUGGUGGUUUGAACAGACGGACAGACAUGUAUCUAAAGGAGAACGAGCACUUACGAAAUUCAGAACGACUGACUGAUGAAGCGAUAAGUGUUGCCAUGGCUACUAAAGAGAAUCUAACCUCACAGAGAGGAGUCUUUGGCAACAUUGGCAACCGCCUCUCUGGAAUGACAAGUCGUUUUCCUCUUGUGAACAGUCUCGUUCAACGAAUUCAGGUGAAAAAGAAGAAAGACUCGUUGAUCCUCGGUGGAGUUAUUGCUGUGUGUAUUAUAAUAUUGUUACUGUAUGCGUUUUAGUUAGAAAAUUGAACUCACAAAAACAGUAAGACAUAGUUGUACUGUAUUUAUAUUGCGUUUGUAUACGAAGUUUAGACGUGCCAGCUACAUACAGUCAUAUCAUGGUCUGG
Corticium candelabrum is the source of this 875-nucleotide messenger RNA. Its product is annotated as Golgi SNAP receptor complex member 1-like. The coding region runs from base 10 to 765 and encodes 251 amino acids. Gene Ontology annotation, molecular function: SNAP receptor activity. The transcript has 9 exons. The record is from RefSeq and is a predicted model, not a curated record. Gene Ontology annotation, cellular component: cis-Golgi network; SNARE complex; Golgi medial cisterna. Lineage: Eukaryota; Metazoa; Porifera; Homoscleromorpha; Homosclerophorida; Plakinidae. Gene Ontology annotation, biological process: vesicle fusion; endoplasmic reticulum to Golgi vesicle-mediated transport.